Chlamydomonas reinhardtii is the source of this 1963-nucleotide messenger RNA. RefSeq lists its product as uncharacterized. The record is from RefSeq and is a predicted model, not a curated record. The transcript has 16 exons. Gene Ontology annotation, molecular function: hydrolase activity. Lineage: Eukaryota; Viridiplantae; Chlorophyta; Chlorophyceae; Chlamydomonadales; Chlamydomonadaceae. The coding region runs from base 168 to 1565 and encodes 465 amino acids.
UUUGGAUCCAACGCUUAAAGUGAAUUCAUGGAAAAUUAGAUAAGAGUGAAUAAUCAGCGCGUCGCAACUGAUACAGCUGUAAAAUGUUGGCUCAGCGGAGGAAAGUUGCUAGCGCUGCGUCUCCAGGCAGCGCAGCGCGCCUGCCUCCAUCGGUCGUGCGCGGCAGAAUGCGCGUGAGGCCACAGGCACAGGCGCCGGACGCGAGGCUAGAUUGGCUCAGCACUGCCUCGCCGUCAGACUCUUGGUCGCUCGCCAUCCUUGGUGACUUGCACCUGGCGCCGGAGCAGAUGAAGCUCUUCGACGCGGCACGGGGCCACUUGGUGGACGCAAUGGCUGAGAAGGGUGGCGGGCGGGUGGUGCAGCUGGGCGACCUGGGUCACGGCAAGCACGCGUCCGGCAGCCGCAAGUGCUUCCAGUUCGCCAAGCAGUACAUGGACGGCUUCAAACUGCCGUACGGCAUGAUCCUUGGCAACCACGACCUGGAGGGGGACGAGUUCCAGUCGGAUGAGGAGAACCUGGCGGCGUGGAAGGAGGUGUUUGGCCAGCCGCACUUCUGGAGCGCCGAUUUGGGUCGCGCCAAGGUCGUGGGCCUCUCCACGGAGCGGUACCGCUCCAACGCCAACAGUCAUCACGAGGUGUACAUUCCGCAGCACCAGCUGGACUGGCUGGAGGGGCAGCUGGCGGCGCACCCGCACACGCCCUUCAUCGUGUGCACACACGCGCCGCCCAUGGGCUGCGGACUCAAGGUCAUCCAGGAGGUGCACAUCAAGAACCGCUGCGCCUGGCUGAACCACUCUGACAACCCGCGUGCGUUCAUGGACAUCGUGGCCCGCCACCGCAACGUCAAACUGUGGUUCAGCGGCCACUUUCACUUGUCCCACAACUACCCCGACUCCAUCUCAACAGUGGGAAGCGCUGCUUUCGUUCAGGUCGGCGUGAUCGGCGAGUGCAACCGCGACGGCACUCGCCAGUCACGACUCCUGUGCGGUACCGAGGCCGGCUAUCAGCUGUUCACAGUGGACCACGACACAGGCGCGUCGCGACUGGACAUGGAGGCGCGCUGGGAUGACGCGUCCGCCCCGGUGCCGGUGAUUCCGGAGGAUGAGCUGCUGUGUGACCCCGACGCAGGCUGGCUGUGCUCUGAGAUGGACUGCAAGGUCGGCGACAACAGCACGGGCUUCAUCACCUGGCACCCGGUGGGCCUCCAGACCAUCCUGGCACGUCAGGCCAACGACCUCUUGAUCGAGUACGACAUGGCAACGGCGGCGCCGCUUGGUCUGGUGACGAAGGUGCCGGAGAGCUGCAGCCUGCAGCUGCUGGCGGCGGACGGCAGCCCGGCGGCGCGCGAGGACGGGUCCGACGUGGCGGAGAUCCGCAUCUACGAGGCCAACGGCGAGCUGCGGGAAACGGUGACCCGCAACUCCUCCGGCGCCUUCUUCCGCAUCUACCAGCCCAACAAAUGGCGCCUCAAGCAGCAGAAGAAGGCCGAGGAGGCGGUGGCGGUGGCGGCGGCGGAGGCAGCGGCCCAGCAGUCGGGGUCUGCCAUGGGCUCGUACGCUGAGUAGAUGCGGGCCCAAUGCGUCGAGGUGCGUAUCGGAGAGGAGAGAGAGAAAGCUGUGAGUCGUGGUUUGGCUUGGAGGGAUAAACGAUGCAACUCCGGCCACGUAGUCAAGUGUGCGCCUGGGCUGCUGCGCAGGACAGAGCUGUCGCAGGACAGAGCCUACCGCGUAAAAACACAUUGGCUGGCACUGCGGAGUGUGAGAGGGUCUGUAGUAAUGCACGCGCCUUGCAGAGGGAGUUUGUGAAGAAUUCUUUUUAAGAUGCGUAUGGAUGCGGAUUACAAUUGAAGGGACAGCCCGACAAGCGGGGGCACGCCGUACCCACGCCGCGAAGGGCCAUCUGCGACCCAGAGAAACAACACCCGCCCCCUGGUUGGCUGCCGACCUUCAUAGUGUUACGCACA